This is a messenger RNA of Racocetra fulgida, 337 nucleotides long. Lineage: Eukaryota; Fungi; Glomeromycota; Glomeromycetes; Diversisporales; Gigasporaceae. The record is from the annotation of a GenBank genome assembly.
AUGCCUAAGAAGCUUAACUUUCCUAAACCCUCUUCGGUACAUAAUAAAAAAUUUCAUGCUACCAGAUUUACCAACUUCCAUACUCUUUUAUGCAAGGACCAUAAAUGUUCUUACCAUACACUUGAACACUAUUAUGAGACCUAUUCAAAAUCUGAAUCAGAAGAGAAACCUUUAUGGGUCGAACCAAAAAUUGAUGCUUCUAUCUUCCAUAUCAGUGCUAGAUAUAAAGCCUCUUUUAAAAAACUAAUCUCUACUACUACUUUGGACCAACUUGCUACUAAAGCUGAAGAAAAAACUUGCGCUGACAAUCAAGUAUCAUUUAACAAGAAACAAAGAA